Molecule: messenger RNA, 2797 nt
Organism: Eubalaena glacialis (North Atlantic right whale)
Lineage: Eukaryota; Metazoa; Chordata; Mammalia; Artiodactyla; Balaenidae
Gene: PPP3CA
Product: protein phosphatase 3 catalytic subunit alpha
Exons: 13
Coding region: 723-2258 (511 amino acids)
Biological process (GO): calcineurin-NFAT signaling cascade
Cellular component (GO): cytosol; calcineurin complex; cytoplasm
Molecular function (GO): calmodulin binding; calmodulin-dependent protein phosphatase activity
Source: RefSeq, a predicted model, not a curated record
GUGGCGGAGGGUAGGUUGCGCCAGGGACUGUGUCUGCCGAGCUCCGCGGCUGUGCCUGUGUGAGUGAAGGAGCAGCGCGGGGAGGCAGAGGCGAGCGCGGCCAAGAGCGGCGGCGGGACGGCUCCGGCGGCCGCGGAUCAGCGGCGGUGCUCUGUGUGGGGAAGCAGCGGCAGCGGCAGCAGCGGCGGCGGCAGCAGCAGCAGCAGCGGCGGCCGCCUCUCCGCCGCCGGGGACGCCGAGGCGCGGCUGGUGGCACUGACAUCGGCGGCCCUGCCUCUCCUCCCUCGCCCCCGGCCCUCCCCAUGUGAUCGGUCUUAAUCCCGGCAGUGUGCGCGCGUGGGGCUCCAUUCCGCGGUGCCGGAUCUCCGUGCCGGGGUGGGUGCUCGUGUGUGCGCUUCCCCUCUCCAUCCCCCUUCCCCCAAGAAUAAAAGAAGAACCGAGAGGCUUGCUUGGAAAAUAAAUAAAUAACCACCACACACGCGCAGCCCGGAGCAGAGUCGGCGGGGCUGGUGGCGGCGGCGGAGGAGGAGUGAAGGCGGCGGCGGCGAAGGAGGAGGAGGGACGCGCGGAGAAGGCAGUAACUUUCAAGCCAGCUCAGAGCCCAGACCUCCAGCCAAGCGGUUUGCAGCGCGGCGGCGGCGUUGAGUGUCUGGCCCGCCGGUCCGGUCGGGGUGUGCAGUAGGACGGACGAGCAGCGCGUCGCUGUCCCCCGGCGGCCGGAGAUGUCCGAGCCCAAGGCAAUUGAUCCCAAGUUGUCGACGACCGACAGGGUGGUGAAAGCUGUCCCAUUUCCUCCAAGUCACCGGCUUACGGCAAAAGAAGUGUUUGAUAACGAUGGGAAACCUCGUGUGGAUAUCUUAAAGGCACAUCUCAUGAAGGAAGGCAGGCUGGAAGAGAGCGUUGCAUUGAGAAUAAUCACAGAGGGGGCUUCAAUUCUUCGACAGGAAAAAAAUUUGCUGGAUAUUGAUGCACCAGUCACAGUUUGCGGGGACAUCCAUGGACAGUUCUUUGACUUGAUGAAGCUCUUUGAAGUGGGCGGAUCUCCUGCCAACACUCGCUACCUCUUCUUAGGGGACUAUGUAGACAGAGGGUACUUCAGUAUCGAAUGUGUGCUGUAUUUGUGGGCUUUGAAAAUUCUUUACCCCAAAACACUGUUUUUACUUCGUGGAAAUCAUGAAUGUAGACAUCUAACAGAGUAUUUCACAUUUAAACAAGAAUGUAAAAUAAAGUAUUCAGAACGCGUAUAUGAUGCCUGCAUGGAUGCCUUUGACUGCCUGCCCCUGGCUGCCCUGAUGAACCAACAGUUCCUAUGCGUACACGGCGGCUUGUCUCCAGAGAUUAACACCUUAGAUGAUAUCAGAAAAUUAGACCGAUUCAAAGAACCACCCGCUUAUGGACCUAUGUGUGAUAUCCUGUGGUCAGACCCCCUGGAGGAUUUUGGAAAUGAGAAGACUCAGGAACAUUUCACUCACAACACAGUCAGAGGGUGUUCAUACUUCUACAGUUACCCGGCUGUAUGUGAAUUCUUACAGCACAAUAACUUGUUAUCUAUACUCCGAGCCCAUGAAGCCCAAGACGCAGGGUACCGCAUGUACAGGAAAAGCCAAACAACAGGCUUCCCUUCUCUCAUUACAAUUUUUUCAGCACCAAAUUACUUAGAUGUAUACAAUAACAAAGCUGCAGUAUUGAAGUAUGAGAACAAUGUCAUGAAUAUCAGGCAAUUCAACUGUUCUCCUCAUCCAUACUGGCUUCCAAAUUUCAUGGAUGUUUUCACUUGGUCCCUGCCAUUUGUUGGGGAAAAAGUGACUGAGAUGCUGGUAAAUGUCCUCAACAUCUGCUCAGAUGAUGAACUAGGGUCAGAAGAAGAUGGAUUUGAUGGUGCAACGGCUGCAGCCCGCAAGGAGGUGAUAAGGAACAAGAUCCGAGCGAUCGGCAAGAUGGCCAGAGUGUUCUCGGUUCUCAGAGAAGAGAGUGAGAGUGUGCUGACGCUGAAAGGCCUGACGCCCACGGGCAUGCUCCCCAGUGGAGUGCUCUCUGGAGGGAAGCAAACGCUGCAAAGCGCUAUCAAAGGAUUUUCACCACAACAUAAGAUCACUAGCUUCGAGGAGGCCAAGGGCUUAGAUCGAAUUAACGAGAGGAUGCCACCUCGCAGAGAUGCCAUGCCCUCUGACACCAACCUUAACUCCAUCAACAAGACUCUCGCCUCAGAGACUAACGGCACGGACAGCAAUGGCAGUAAUAGCAGCAAUAUACAGUGACCACUUCCAGUUCACUUUUUUUUUUUUUUUUUUUUGGAGCUGCAGGGCAUGAUGGGGAUUGCUGCAUAUCAGCAGUUGGAUGUUCUUGCCUCUGAUGGUAGCUUAUUUGCUCUGGGGCCAGGAGUUGGAUUCAGUUUACACUAUCAUUAGAAAAGAGGGAGAGAGAUAAUAAACUAUAUUUUGGUGAGGGUUGUGAUUAAACACCUCUUUUGGGUAUGCCUUUUAAAAAUGCUUAUAGGAAAAACAAUUUAAAAAGAAAGCUAAUGCUAGUAUAUACUGCAAUGUUAGGGGAAUGAACAUGUUUUCCUACUGCAUCGGGGACUUCUAGAUAGGUUAAUGAGAGGUCUUUUAUUAUGUUACUGGACAUGAAAACUUUGUCUAAUUUCUUACUCUAUUGUACGUUUACAGUUGCAGCACUAAAAAUGGAUGACAUCAAACAUUUUUAACAAAAUGAUGUACAAACUAAAUAAGGACUAUUUAUUGAUAAUGUUUUGCUACUCUUGUCAGACAAUGGCUAUACAAUGAAUUAGGCAGUCUUA